AUGCUGAGUUCAGAUCGAAUGAUGAGUUAUAUCGUUGAGGAUUCCGGCUUGAUGAAUGCGGGAUGUAGUGGUAGCAAAUCCAUCGAACAAUCUUACUGUGCCAGCAAAUCAACACAAGGUCAUAGUUCUGUUAUAGAUCCGCUGCAAUCAGAAUGUGGAGAAGAUAAUAGCGGCAAUGAAUUGGGAGUUGAUAAUGUGAUGGUGGAGGAGGAUGCCUUGUACAAGGAAAUUUCAUCUGUGACGAAGAAUAAUGAUUUGGCUGUUUUUACUUUAGUUGGCAAGAUUGCAAGAAAUGAGAAAGAAGCUUAUGACUUGUAUAAUGAUCAUGCCCGAUUGAUUGCUUUUCAUGUGAGAGUGGGAAAACAGAAGUUUAGAGGUAAGACUGAUAAAGUUAGGAUGAAGAAGUUCUGUUGUAACCACGAAGGAUACAAGAGAUCCAGUGGAAAUGGUGAUCAUCUGGUUGAUCACAAUCAUGAUCUUGUGAUGAAUGAAAUGAUUGGACUUCUUCGAUCUCAACAUGAAGUAGAUGAAAAUGAUAUGAAGAUAAUCAGAGACAUGACAAGGAGUGGCAUCCCUUUGGUUGAUGCAUAUAAGUUUGUGGCAAAAUUACACGGGGGAAGUCCGAACAUGAAGUAUACUUUGAGAGAUGCCUACAAUGAUGAGCAUCCUGGUGUUGGAUUUGAAGGUGGCGAUUCUGUGAGGGGUGAAGUUCUACGCUGUAGCCAGGGAAACAUCGAUUCAUAUCUUCCUGGUGACCCUUUCCUAGAGAGCAUUUGCAGAGUGUACACAGUUGAAGCAUUUAGGGAGGUUCAGCAGCUGCACAAAGAUGGGAUGUUGUGCAGGCAGGAGCAGUUAGAGACAAAAGGUUAUGGUGCCAGGUCAAGCAUAGCUAAUGAGGGAGAUGGAAAAGCUGCUGGGCCAUUGCUGUGGAAGGCGCUAAUUAUGAGACGAUUUUCAGACUUGGUGUAUGCAAGUGAAUAUAACAAAGAUGCAACGAAAUGUUGUGACGAGGCGGUUGACAAGCUUAAAGAAGAACUUGGCAGUUUCAUUGGUUUGAAUAAUAAUGAUGAGUCUGUAGACAAUGAUGGUGUUAUAAAGAAUCCGGCUGUAAAGAGGAAGAAGUUUGGUCCCAGGAACGAACGUCCUAAAAGCAUUGUUGAGAAGGCAUGUAACAAAGUUAGAGGCAGAAAAACAAAUACAAGAAUUGCUGCUGACCGAACAAGAGCUUCAGUUGCAUCAGACCUGCAUUAUCAAAGCAUGCCAUUUCCUUAUCCAAAGGGAGCUGCUCAAGAUUUUUCAGGCUCAGGAAGUUUUGCUGCUGUGAAUGCUUCCCAUCAAAGCAUGCCAUCUUUGAACGUAAAUCCUGGUGGAUUCUCAUUUACUAAUCCAAGUGUAGCUGCCCAGGAUUUUUCAGGGGCAGGGGCUUCCACUUCUGUGAAUGGUUCUCAUCAAAGCAUGCCAUUCAUCAACAAAAAUUCCGGUGGAUUCUCAUUUCCAAUUCCCAAGGGAGCUGGCCAGGAGUUUCAAGGCGCUAGCACUUCUGCUGCUGUGAAUGCUUCUCAUCAAAACAUGACAUUCAUGAAUCAAAACUUUGGUGGGUUCUCAUUUCCUAACCGAAGGGAAGUUGCCAGGGAGGCUGGAGCGCAGCGUUUUUUCAACAAGAUGUUUUAUUAG
Molecule: messenger RNA, 1674 nt
Organism: Oldenlandia corymbosa var. corymbosa
Lineage: Eukaryota; Viridiplantae; Streptophyta; Magnoliopsida; Gentianales; Rubiaceae
Source: the annotation of a GenBank genome assembly